AUGGCCAGCUCCCAGCAAUUGGCGCCGAUCAAGGUUCAGCUGCCGCAUCCCUAUCUCACCACCUACCACCUGGUGCCCUCCAGCAAGGUCCAAGACGGCAAUCGCCUGUUCCAGCUCCAUAAGGCCUCCGGGGAUGAAGCGCAGCCCUUCCCUUAUGAGCUGCAGAAUGGCCAGCUCUACUUCAGCGCGCCGCAGCCGGUAAACCCGAAAACCGCGGUGCCAGCCUCCAACAACACUGCUUGGGCGCGCGCGCAACGCAGCCCGGUCUCUCUCUGUACCUGGGAGAGCUCCUCUGCACCGACUGUCGGUCAGGUCUGGCUCUUUCUCUACGCUAUCUUCACCGUUCAGGAGCACAUGGAGACCUUCCGUCUCCAGCUCAAGGGUCCCGAUGCCGAAUCUCUGGCGCACGCCCUGCGCCUGUCCAUGGUGGCUAUUGACCACCCGCGACCUGUCAGCAGCGAAACCAGCGACGAGCCUAUUCCCAAUGAGCUCCUCGUGAUGCGCAGUGCCUUCUGGCAAGGCUGCGGCUCGCCGCUGGGCGCUCAGCCUAUCUGGCUGCCGAACUGGAACCCAGCGGCUGCUGUUCCUAGCCUUGACUACACUAUGACCUCCACGGAAGCCUCCCACCGUCGUCACCCUCGUCGCCACCCUAAGCCUACCCCUGGAAGUGUCGUUUACAGUCGCUACAUCCCCUUCCUAGACGAGCACUUCUCCCUCAUUGCCCUGGACUAUCAAAAUCCCGAGCACCUGAAUCUCUUCCACACCUGGCAAAAUGACCCUCGCGUCGCAGCAGGCUGGAAGGAGACCGGUACCCUCGACGAGCACAGGGAUUACUUGCGCCGCCAGCAUGAGAGCGCACACACCCUUACCGUGCUCGGCCGCUUCAACGACACUUUCUUCUCGUAUUACGAGAUCUUCUGGUCCAAGGAGGACAUUGUCGGCGCGCACUAUGCGUCGCACGACUUCGACCGAGGCCGCCACACCCUUGUUGGCAAUGAUAAGUUCCGCGGUCCCCACCGUGUGAUGGCCUGGUGGCCGAGCAUGAUCCACUUCUGCUUCCUCGACGAUCAUCGCACUGAAAAUGUGAUCGGCGAGCCGAUGUCGACCAACGACAAGGUCCUGACUUAUGAUUACACUUUCGGCCUCCACCAGGAUCAACUCAUCGAUCUGCCUCACAAGCGCGCUAGCCUAGUUAAGUGCACCCGUGAACGCUUUUUCCAGUUGUGCCCGUUUAACCAGGGUGCUCCCCAUAUUGCUGGUACCGGACUGGGCUUCAAGCCGUGCCUGUAA
Penicillium argentinense is the source of this 1290-nucleotide messenger RNA. Its product is annotated as GNAT family N-acetyltransferase. The transcript has a single exon. The record is from RefSeq and is a predicted model, not a curated record. NCBI's taxonomy places the organism in Eukaryota, Fungi, Ascomycota, Eurotiomycetes, Eurotiales, Aspergillaceae. Gene Ontology annotation, biological process: siderophore biosynthetic process. The coding region runs from base 1 to 1290 and encodes 429 amino acids.